Mytilus californianus (California mussel) is the source of this 1445-nucleotide messenger RNA. RefSeq lists its product as uncharacterized. Bases 88 to 1407 code for a protein of 439 amino acids. The transcript is spliced from 8 exons. The record is from RefSeq and is a predicted model, not a curated record. Lineage: Eukaryota; Metazoa; Mollusca; Bivalvia; Mytilida; Mytilidae.
AAAAUAUAGCACACCUGAUUUAUUUCCCUGUACACAUCUGUAAACAUAAUUUUUAUACGGUUUGUGUACAAUAAGUUUUGAUAGACCAUGAGUUUCCGGAGAUUGACGCCGCACAGAAGAAAAAAUUUAAACAGAAAACUAGAAAUUCCAUCAACUGAAAAUGACGUAUGUGCAGAAUUUAAUUAUGAUGCCGUUAAAAAUGCAAUCACCGAUGUCGAAAAUGGUUUAAACGAAUUACGGAAGAAAGUAAAGGCAACAAAAAAGGCCAGGGAACAUAACAGGAGAAACAACUUUGAAGAUGCUAAACAACUUUUAUUAGACAACAUUCACAGUAAAUUUAACUCACUUAAUUCAGCUUUUCACGUAACAUUUAGUGAAAUAACGCAACUGGAAGAAACCUUUAGGAAAUUAGAAGAAGAUUACAGGGUUUUGAAAAAAGAACAGUCAAACCAGGAGAGGAAGAUUAAAGAUUUAACUUUUUCGCUAGAAGAACGAGACAAAAAGCUUAAAGAUGUCGAAAUUAAACUCUCACAAGGAAAAAUACCUAAUUCUUCACAGGAAAGCCCAUUAAAAGAGGAUUACAGCAUGUUAAAAAAAGAACAGUCAGAACAAAAGAUGAGAGUCAAAAAUUUAACUUCUUUGUUGGAAGAGCGAGACAGAAAAUUAAUGGAAAAAGAUGUUCAAAUUAAACUCUUGCAAGAAAAUGUAUCAAAUUUAACAAAGAAAUGCGCGAAAACAGACGAUGAUAGAGUAAAUGUAUCUGCAUACACUGAAUUGUCGGAUCCUAAUAGACCAAUAAAAAUAGCAGAAAAGAUCUCAGAUAUUUUUGAAUAUGAAUGGCCGAAAAGUAUUGAAGCCUUAGAAGCUUUUGAUUUGGAAGAAAAAGAGUGUGUCAAUAUAUUAUUGCAUUUUCUUACAGAUACAUAUGAUGCAUGUGGAAAGAUCGUAUCAGAUUUGGACCAUCAUUUAAAACAAGCUCUGAUUGUUCCUGAGUGUGAAGAAGACGAAGAGGAGGCUCCAAAUCAAGUUGUUCCUGCGGAAAUAUUACAAACAUUGAAGAACUUGAGACUGCAGUUGACAGAAAACAAUCUUGAAAUAUUACAAAAGAAGCUUCGGAGUCAUCUGAGAAAAGCUAGGACAAACGUAACUGAUGAACACAUCACAGCCUGUGCUAAAUAUGUGACAGAUUGCAUAAAAUAUGUUUGGAUGAUACAGAUACAGGAUCCCCAAGUUUAUAUUGAAUGGGAUUUUCCCAGUGGAGCGAAGAUUGAAUGGGAUCUCUUUCGAUCCUAUACAAAAUCUGGAGAUUAUAUUGACUAUAUUGUGUGGCCUGUUAUAUAUGAACACAAAGGUGGUCAUUUGCUUUGUAAAGGUGUUGUGCAACCAAUGUCUGGGAGUAACAAUUAAUAUAAUAAAUAAAUGCUUAAUAAAUUAUAUUUGUUAAA